Messenger RNA from Colossoma macropomum (tambaqui), 1809 nucleotides. RefSeq names its product tripartite motif-containing protein 35-like. NCBI's taxonomy places the organism in Eukaryota, Metazoa, Chordata, Actinopteri, Characiformes, Serrasalmidae. The record is from RefSeq and is a predicted model, not a curated record. The transcript is spliced from 6 exons. Gene Ontology annotation, molecular function: zinc ion binding; protein binding. Bases 236 to 1657 code for a protein of 473 amino acids.
UGUUGGAGGAAACGGAAACUCAUACUGUCUCUCUGCUGAUCUCUGCUGAUCUUAUGUUGCCCAAGAGUAACUGAUAAUCUACCGAUGUUUAAUUUUCUAACUAACUUUUCAUAAGACAUGGAGAUAAAGGACUACAGUGAGUGAUUCUGAACCCUACUGCUGAGGUCACUACGGAAAUCCAGAAACUGAAAUCGACCUUUGGGCCGGAGGAGGAGACCAGCAGCUGUUUGAGAGAAUGGCAUCUUUAAGCUCUCUACCAGAGGAGGACCUUUUAUGCUGUGUGUGCUGUGACAUCUUCAGGGAUCCUGUUCUACUGUCAUGUAGCCACAGUGUGUGUAAAACCUGUCUGCAGAAGUUCUGGAGGACAAAAGGAUCUCUAGAAUGUCCAGUUUGUAGGAGAAGAUCCUCAAGACAAGAGCCUCCACUUAACCUGGUACUGAAGAAUGUGUGCGAGGCUUUGAGAGAGAGAAAGAGGCUUCAGGGAUCUUCAGCAGGGUCUGAGGGGCUCUGCAGUCUGCACCAUGAGAAACUCAAACUCUUCUGUUUGGAUGAUCAACGGCCUGUCUGUUUGAUGUGUCAGACUUCAAAUGAACACAAAAACCACAAAUGCUGCGCAAUAGAUAAAGCUAUGACUGAUUUUAAGAAUAAACUCAAGUCUGCUUUGAAGCCUCUACAGAAGAAUCUGAAAGUCUUGAAGAAAGCUAAACAAAACUAUGACCAAACAGCAGCUCACAUUAAGAUGCAGGCCCAGCACACAGAGAGGCAGAUAAAGGAGGAGUUUGAGAAGCUUCACCAGUUUCUAAGAGAUGAAGAAGCAGCAAGGAUAGCUGCACUGAAGGAGGAAGAGGAGCAUAAGAGUAAGAUGAUGAGGAGGAAGAUUGAGGAGAUGAAUGGAGAAAUAUCAUCUCUUUCAGACACAAUCAGAAACAUAGAGAAGGAAAUGGAAGAUGAGGAUGUUACGUUUUUACAAAGCUUCAAGUCUACAGAGAAACAACUUCAGCUCACACCAAAGAGUCCAGAGAAGACAUCAGGAGCUCUGAUCAAUGUAGUGAAACACAUUUCCAACCUGAAGUUCAGAGUGUGGGAGAACAUGCAGGAGAUUCUCCAGUACACUCCCGUUACUCUGGACCCCAACACUGCACAUCCAGCCAUCCGCCUGUCUGAUGAUCUCACUGCUGUAGAAAACACAAACCAGAGAUCGUCACUUCCUGAUAAUCCAGAGAGGUUUCACGAGUCUGUUUGUGUUCUGGGUUCUGAGGGUUUUAACUCAGGGACACACUGCUGGGACGUCCAAGUUGGAAACAGUGAAAACUGGUCACUGGGUGUGAUACCAGAGUCUGUAACAAGGAAAGGAGACUCUUUUUGGGAUUUAGUGUGGAGGCUGAACUUCAGUAUAGACAGAGGUAAACACUGGAUACGCUGCCCAGGUGAACCACGUCAUUACCUCACUCCUAAAGAGAAGCUGCAGAGGGUCAGAGUGCAGCUGGACUUGGACAGGGGGAAAGUGACCUUCACUGAUCUUCUAACAAACACACACCUGCACACUGUAACACACACUUUCACUGAGAGAGUUUUACCGUUUUUCUGUAAUGUUUCUGCUCGUCCUCUGAGGAUCUUACCAGUGAAGACGUCAGUAACAGUGGAACAGCACAGUUAAAGUUGAUGCUGCUUAGAAUGAACAUUUAUUCAGGUAGUGAGUGUCUGAAUUAUGAUCAUAAGAAUAUGUCACUACAUGUAUAUUUUAAAUAAUGUGUUUGUACCAUUCCAUCCUAACAUGUCUGUGUGGAAAUAAAAUGCUGAUUUAAAGUG